Molecule: messenger RNA, 1539 nt
Organism: Amphimedon queenslandica
Lineage: Eukaryota; Metazoa; Porifera; Demospongiae; Haplosclerida; Niphatidae
Product: protein SSUH2 homolog
Exons: 13
Coding region: 114-1406 (430 amino acids)
Source: RefSeq, a predicted model, not a curated record
CUCUAACUAUAGUCUAAGGCCUCGCCCAUUCUCUACUGCAACUGAGGUCAAAACUCAAAAGGAAGGGGAACAAGUUUGUAUUCUGUAAAAGGCAGCUCCUGAUUAAAGUUGUAAUGGCUGACACACAACCGUUGCUUAAAGAUCCCAGUACUAGUGGCUAUGGGGGAAUAUCAGGUGCUCCAAGCAGCACACAGCCUUACCCUCCUCAAGGGGGAGCUCCCCCUCCAUCUGGGGGACCCGAACAACAGUCAACCGUACCACCUGCUAAUGUUGUUGAUGCUGUUUCUGGAUAUGAAGGAGUUACUUUUCAAGGAGGGGAUUUCAUUGCUCCGCCUUCUUAUGACGAGGCUACAACUGCACCCUCUCAGCCAUCAGCUCCUCCCCCGCCACCACCGACUCAUGUUACGGAAGAUCAGGCUAGACACUCUUUGCUGGAUCUCACUGGACAGAAUUUUUGCUGGGGAAAGAAAGCUGCUGAGGAAAUGGCCAUUAACUCCAUUACAUCUUCCUCUGCCUUUCAUUAUAAAUUAGAUACUUUUACAGAGUCAAGAAAGACUACUUGGACCCACACUCCUUAUUAUGGUGAUGCUAUUGAUGGUCCAUUUAAUGGCCCUGCUCCCACUCCAUGGUCUAUACCAAUACAACCUGAUGGUAUGUUUAGGCAGCAUGAGAAACGCUGUGAAGUCCCUCACACUGCUUGCGUUAAACCCUGUCACGACUGUGCCGGGACAGGAUCACGUACAUGCCAUCACUGCCGUGGUGCAGGGAGGGGAUGUUGUACCUGGUGCAACGGAAGUGGAUAUCAAGCUAAGUUACACGUUGAAGGUCACCACGGUCACGGUCACCACGGACAUGGUCACGGUCACCAUGGUCAUGGUCACGGUCACCACGAUCAUCAUCACCAUGUGCAUACUGACAUGACUCUGUGCCACCAUUGUGCUGGAACUGGGAAUAAAGUUUGUGGAGAUUGCAAUGGUUGUGGGAGGGUGAAUUGUGGGACAUGCAGGACUAAAGGACAGUUGAAGUAUUACAUUGAACUUACAAUUUCAUGGAAAAUACAUUCUAAUGAUCACAUUGUUGAGAGUACUGCCCUACCAGAUCAUCUCAUUCGUGGAGCAGGUGGACAGGUUGCCUUUGAGGAGUCUGGUGCUAGAGUGGCUCCUGUUGGUCACUUCCCUAAUGCACAGAUCAAUUCUGCAUCUCAGAGGCUCGUGGGACAGCAUGCUUCUGCCUUUCCUACUGAGAGGAUACUCAUGCAGCGUCACAAUGUGCGUAUUGUUCCUGUUUCUGAAGUGAACAGUGAUUAUAAAGGUGCUCCUUUCACCUACUGGGUAUAUGGUACUCAGAACAUUGCUUUUGCCCCUGACUAUCCUCAGCAGUGCUGCUGUGGCUGCAGUAUUAUUUAAAGUCGAGGAGCUGCUUGUGUCUCUUUGUAUUUCUGCUGACUAACACUUUUUAAUAAUUAUUAAAAGUUGUUUGUUGUUUUUGAUGCUAUUUACAUUAUUUGUAACUGGUUUGCACAGGUCUUUGAUUGAAAUU